CGUAUGAUAUUUUAAACAUUUAUGUCUAUCAGAAUACUUAUCGAUUUUAAAUGUAAAUACGGUUAGACAGUGCCAUUAAUGAAUUUUGUGCGUUCGUAAUCGUUCUUUAAUAUUUGUAAGGACUAUCUACCAUACCUAAAUGUCCACACAAUCUAAAACUAUGCCUAUGUUAGACCUUAAAGUUUACGUUAGAGUCGUGGCCGCAGUAUUUUCCAUAUCAUCAACAACUGCGUUUGUGAUGGUGCUGCUGCGUUUACUGUAUCCAGAGCUAUACUACUUAGAACCAUUAGUUGGUAGUGAUUUAGUGGUCCAUUACUUCAUAUCUGGACUAAUGGUGAUGACGAGCGCAAUAGGCUUCCUGAACAGCUGCGUGGUGAUCAACCGGAGUGCGGCACACAACGCAGGCCGGAACAUCACCACCUGGCUGCUACUGGACUCGCUCUUCGAGACCAGCAGGGUGAUAUAUGUGUUCAUAUGCGAGAUUGUGCUGAAGGGGAAAGGGCCGGUGCAGUUGUAUGAGUUGCUGAUCAGCGCUGCGCAGUAUCUAUUGGACAGCUUCCUCUACUGCCAGAUGAUACUCAGACACUAGUAGAGGCUGAAACUAUCAAGUUUACAGUGUUAUCCAUCCACAGGAUGCAGUCAACUUCCACCGUGAGUUAGUGAGGAUAUUGUUGCUUCUAAGAACAUAUAUUUAGUGUAACUAUAAUUGUGUUGACUAGUUUUGUCGCAUUUUUAAGUGAAAUGGUAUUAUAGUUGCUUUUACACGAUACGUUCUUUCACGCGCGAUCAGGAGCGUACGCGAUUUAGCACGGUCCUUCCCGUGCGCGCGCGCAAUUGUGAGGGAUUGCAUUUUACUAUGUUUCAUAUCAUUACACUUUCAUUAAAAAUUGGAUUUUUUAUCCAACUGAUUUUAUUUU
Molecule: messenger RNA, 917 nt
Organism: Achroia grisella
Lineage: Eukaryota; Metazoa; Arthropoda; Insecta; Lepidoptera; Pyralidae
Exons: 4
Coding region: 140-589 (149 amino acids)
Source: RefSeq, a predicted model, not a curated record